UUGCAAAGCAAAAACUACAAGGAGCUUUCCUCCAUACGAAUCAAAGGAGGAGAGAGAGAGAGAGAGAGAGAGAGAGAGAGAGGAGACACAGACACAAAGGAAACGGAAAAGCAAGAAAACGAAAAAAGGAUCUCAGGUCUGUGCCUCCUCUUACAAAUAAUAGCUAGUUUUUGAGACGAGAAAAAAAAAACUAGAUGGAUUAUGAAAGCAACAGUUGGAUUUGGGAGGGGGUAUACUAUUACCCUCGUGUUUUUGGUGGUCUAAUGGUUACAGCAGCCUUGCUGGGCUUGUCAACAAGUUAUUUUGGCGGAAUUGGGGUUCCUUAUUUGUCGUUGCCAUGUUCCUGGUCUAAUUUGGGGAUUUUCCACAAGAAGAAAUCUGGGAAGAGGCGCAUUCGGGUUUACAUGGAUGGAUGUUUUGAUCUGAUGCAUUAUGGCCAUGCCAAUGCACUCAGACAAGCUAAGGCUCUAGGUGAUGAAUUAGUUGUGGGUCUUGUGAGUGAUGAGGAGAUCGUGGGCAAUAAAGGGCCACCUGUUUUGUCCAUGGAGGAGAGGCUGGCCCUUGUCAGUGGAUUGAAGUGGGUGGAUGAGGUCAUAACUGAUGCUCCUUAUGCAAUUACUGAGCAAUUCUUGAAUCGUCUCUUUCAUGAAUACAAAAUUGACUAUGUCAUACAUGGCGAUGAUCCUUGCCUGCUUCCAGAUGGAACAGAUGCAUAUGCUGCUGCAAAGAAGGCUGGCCGUUACAAACAAAUUAAACGCACUGAAGGAGUUUCCAGCACAGAUAUCGUAGGAAGAAUAAUGUCUUCUUUAAAAGAUCCAAAAAAUCGUGAAAAUCAUGAUGGUACUAGUGUAAAACCUCAAGAAGAAAGCCAGUCAAAGGGUUCCCACAUAUCCCAAUUCCUACCAACUUCUCGACGUAUUGUUCAGUUUUCAAAUGGCAAGGGUCCUGGACCAAAUGCACGUAUUGUAUACAUUGAUGGGGCAUUUGAUCUCUUCCAUGCAGGGCAUGUCGAGAUACUUAAGAAGGCUAGGGAGCUUGGAGAUUUUCUUCUAGUUGGUAUCCACUCAGAUGAAACAGUGAGUGAGCAUAGAGGAAAUCACUAUCCAAUUAUGCAAUUACAUGAGCGUAGCCUUAGUGUGUUAGCUUGCCGUUAUGUUGAUGAAGUCAUUAUUGGGGCACCUUGGGAAAUUACAAAGGACAUGAUCACAACUUUCAAUAUCUCACUAGUUGCGCAUGGUACUGUUGCUGAAAACUCAUUAAACAGCGAAACAGAUCCAUAUGAGAUCCCCAAGAGCAUGGGAAUAUUCCGCUUGCUUGAAAGCCCAAAAAAUAUUACUACCACUACCGUAGCCCAAAGGAUAAUGGCUAAUCAUGAAGCAUACGUGAAACGCAAUGCUAAAAAAGCUAAGAGUGAGCAGAGAUACUAUGAAGAGAAAAAAUAUGUCUCUGGAGACUAGAGUGUAUAGAAUCAUCGUGCAGCUUAGUUUGGUACUGCUUUUCGAGCUUAACCGUGUCACAGAUAUGCUAGAUAUGGCAUGAAUGUAUACAAACUUUGUGAAGGACGAAGAGUACAUAGGGUAUGACAUAGAAGAGUAUUUUGGCCAUAACUCAGAAUACCAAUGUACUUUAAUGUCCUACGUUUUGUUUUGUCAUCUGAAAGGCUUCCAUAUGUAUGGUUUGCCUACCAAUUUUAUGGCAUUUGGUUUUUGCUGUGGUUUUGGUUUAUUUAGUGCACUCCUUACUCUGAUAGUGUAUUAUAACUAUCAGAAGUUAUACACAUCACGAGUGGUUCAGCGUUUAUUUAUUUCAACUUUAGCAUUAUUUGAUUAAUUUGGAGUGUGGAACACUCAUUGUUUCUUAUAG
Molecule: messenger RNA, 1863 nt
Organism: Abrus precatorius (Indian licorice)
Lineage: Eukaryota; Viridiplantae; Streptophyta; Magnoliopsida; Fabales; Fabaceae
Product: ethanolamine-phosphate cytidylyltransferase-like
Exons: 11
Coding region: 195-1457 (420 amino acids)
Biological process (GO): phosphatidylethanolamine biosynthetic process
Cellular component (GO): cytoplasm
Molecular function (GO): ethanolamine-phosphate cytidylyltransferase activity
Source: RefSeq, a predicted model, not a curated record